Messenger RNA from Scatophagus argus, 1239 nucleotides. It is a transcript of the gene harbi1, whose product is annotated as harbinger transposase derived 1. The transcript is spliced from 7 exons. NCBI's taxonomy places the organism in Eukaryota, Metazoa, Chordata, Actinopteri, Scatophagidae. The record is from RefSeq and is a predicted model, not a curated record. The coding region runs from base 160 to 1203 and encodes 347 amino acids.
AUUGGAUUUUUGAGAGCAAGAAAAGACAAAUUUACCAUAAAACCUGCAGCUACUUAAAGCGCACAUUUCUACUUUUGGCGUCGAAUCUGCGAAUGUGCGACGCAAGUUAGGUGUUCCUGAGUCUUGUUUUGGUUGACGAAUGUUGCAUGACUCUGAAGGAUGGCGAUCCCUAUAGCUAUCUUAGACUGUGAUCUACUCUUACAUGGUCGAGGACACAAGACGCUGGACCGCUUUGACUUGGACUCUGUCUCAGACAACUUCCUCCUCACACAAUUUGGUUUCCCCAGAGAGUUUAUCCUGUAUCUGGUGGAAUUACUCAGAGAGGCCCUCUGUAGACGUACCCAGCGGUCCAGAGCCAUCAGUCCUGAGGUCCAGGUGUUGGCUGCUUUGGGUUUUUACACAUCUGGCUCAUUCCAGACAUCUAUGGGAGACACUAUAGGCAUCAGCCAGGCGUCAAUGUCAAGAUGUGUGUCCAAUGUUACCAGAGCCCUGGUGGAGAAAGCACCCCAGUUCAUCACGUUCAACAGAGAUCCUGCAAGCAGAGAGCAGUCCUUCCAGGAGUUUCAGAGAGUGGCAGGGUUCCCAGGGGUUCUGGGGGUGCUGGACUGUGUUCAGGUCACGAUCAAAGCUCCGAACAGCGAAGACUCGUCGUACGUGAACAAGAAGGGUUUUCACUCUGUGGGCUGUCAGCUGGUCUGUGAUGCCAGAGGAUUGUUGCUCAGCGCGGAAACCCACUGGCCGGGUGGACUGAAAGACACUACUAUUCUAGAGAGAUCUGCACUCCACAAACAGCUGCAGGAUGCUGAGGAGGGCUGGCUGCUGGGCGACCGUCGUUACCCUCUUAGGAAGUGGCUAAUGACCCCGGUCGACUGCCCAGAAUCCCCUGCGGAGUUUCGAUAUAACCUAGCCCACACUGCUACACAUGAGAUAGUGGACAGAACCUUCAGAGCCAUCCAGACCAGAUUCAGAUGUUUGGACGGCACCAAAGGAUAUUUACAGUAUUCUCCAGAGAGGAGCUCGUCCAUCCUGCUGGCCUGCUGCGUUCUGCACAACGCCUCCCUGCAGUCCGGAUUAGACGCCUGGACUCUGGAGAGAACAGACCCCCCCGAGCAGCCCGACAGCCUCGAGCAGAGACCCGAGGAGCGGGACAGCCAGGCGGAGGAGCUCCGGAAGCAGCUCAUACUCAAACACUUCAGCUGCUGAUCCGCUGAAGACCAAAUAAAAAAAACUUGAACUAGA